Messenger RNA from Paramecium octaurelia, 704 nucleotides. The record is from the annotation of a GenBank genome assembly. Lineage: Eukaryota; Ciliophora; Oligohymenophorea; Peniculida; Parameciidae.
AUGGAUUUAUACCAUUACUUAUUCAAAUUCAUAAUAGUGGGCGAUGCAAGUGUAGGGAAGUCCUGCAUACUCCUUAGAUAUACAGAGAAAUAAUUUAGAGACGAACAUGAUACAACAAUAGGAGUGGAAUUCGGAUCAUAAAUAUUAAAGAAGAAUGAUAAAACAUUGAAAAUACAAAUCUGGGAUACUGCUGGUUAGGAAUCCUUUAAAUCGAUAACUAGAUCAUAUUAUAAAGGGUUGAUAUUUGUGGUUAUAAUUUAGUUCUAUUGGAGUGCUCCUGGUCUUUGAUAUUACCAAUCCAGAUUCUUUUCAUAAUGUCUAAAAAUGGUAUAAUGAUGUGAAUGAACAGGCUGCAUCCAAUUGUACCAUCGUCUUAGUCGGGAAUAAGACAGAUCUUGAAUCACAGUAACCAAUACUUUAAACUUAGACGUAAGAUUACAACGAUUUAGGCAAAGGCUUUGGCAGACGAAUACAAGAUACAAUAUAUUGAAACAUCUGCUAAAACCAAUCAAAAUAUCGAUCUCCUCUUUGAAAACACAUCUCAAUAAAUUUUAGAGAAAAUUGAUAAAAAAUUAAUCGAUUUUGCUAAUGAAGUAUUGCAUUUAGAAUAUAGCUUUAGGAUAGUGGGAUCAAAUUGGGAACCAUCUAUAAGCAAGCCAAAGAAGGGAAUAAAGACAAAGAUAACGAUUGCAAGUGUUGAAGGC